Medicago truncatula (barrel medic) is the source of this 4017-nucleotide messenger RNA. Its product is annotated as DExH-box ATP-dependent RNA helicase DExH6. The coding region runs from base 173 to 3745 and encodes 1190 amino acids. The record is from RefSeq and is a predicted model, not a curated record. The transcript has 14 exons. Gene Ontology annotation, molecular function: protein binding; RNA binding; ATP binding. Lineage: Eukaryota; Viridiplantae; Streptophyta; Magnoliopsida; Fabales; Fabaceae. Gene Ontology annotation, cellular component: intracellular anatomical structure.
AGCACAAGAAUUGUUAGGGGAAAAAUUGGAAUUGAAAUUGGAAGUGAUAUAUAAAGUUAUAAACAAAACACAAAGCUCGCAAACACAGCAGAAGCAGCUGCAGCUAUGGCGGCAGCUUGAACCUUGAACAACCUUUCUCUCUCUUCGAUUCAUUCAUUCUCUAUUCACAACAAUGUCGAACGUGUCGAACAAAAAGGCCAACAAGCUAGCAAGAUUUAAGAAGUACGCUCAACCUACCAAAAUCGAUGAAUCUACCAGGCGUCGAAUAAUUCGAACUUUGGAAUCUUUUCAAUCUUCUGAUGAAGAAGAGUACAAGUUUGAAGCUGGUUUGUCCAAUGAUGACCGUCGUUUUGCACAUUUAUUGGCCCAAAAAAUGGGGUUUAAGUCUAAAAGUUAUGGGACUGGGAAGGAGAGGAGAUUGUCGGUUCGAAAAGGCAAUAAGAAGGGCGGGAGUGAUAAUCAGUCUGCGAAUCUUCCUCAUUUCACAUUCUCGGAAGAGGCAAAACGGGCAAUGGGCGAUUUAUUUGCUCAUUUUCCACCUGGUGAUGGAAACUUGAAGGAUAUGGUUGGAGAAAAGAGCGGCAGCAUGGUCAAUGCAAGACAUAGGCAUUCUGAUAUUUUUAGCAGACCCAUAAUGACAAAAGAUGAAAUUACUCGGAAAUUGGAAGCUGUAACUUCUAGAAGGGAGACUGUAUCUGACUUGAAAGUGAUCACUGUGUUGAGAUCUAAGCUACCGAUUGCAUCUUACAAGGAUGCAAUUACAUCAGCAGUUGAAUCCCACCAGGUAGUUCUCAUAUCCGGUGAGACUGGCUGCGGAAAGACUACUCAGGUCCCACAAUAUAUUUUGGAUUAUAUGUGGGGUAAGGGUGAGACAUGUAAGAUACUUUGCACUCAGCCACGGCGUAUCUCUGCAAUGUCAGUUUCUGAAAGAAUCUCUAGAGAGAGAGGAGAGGCUGCUGGAGAAAAUGUUGGAUACAAGAUACGCUUAGAUAGCAAAGGUGGACAGCAAUCAUCUAUUGUGCUAUGUACUACUGGAGUUCUAUUAAGGGUGUUGGUUUCUAAGGGUUCUCGUCGGUCAAUGAAAAAUCCUGCGAAGGAUGAAAUUUCUGACAUCACUCACAUCAUUAUGGAUGAAAUUCAUGAAAGGGACCGAUAUUCAGACUUCAUGUUGGCAAUAAUGAGAGACAUGCUCCCUUUAUAUCCUCAUCUACGUCUGGUAUUAAUGAGUGCUACCAUUGAUACUGCGAGAUUUUCUCAAUAUUUUGGGGGAUGCCCAGUUAUCCAAGUUCCAGGGUUCACUUAUCCGGUCAAAACAUACUAUUUGGAGGAUGUACUUUCUGCGGUAAAAUCAAGCAAUGAUGAUGGUUCCACAUUUAGUAUUCCAACAAACAAUCACAUGAUAAGUGAAGAACAUAAGCUUUCCUUUGAUGAAGCUAUUAAUUUGGCUUGGUCUAAUGAUGAGUGGGACCUACUGUCAGAAUUAGUUUCUUCCGAAGAAACCCCAGAACUCUUCAAUUAUCAGCAUUCUUUAACUGGCCUUACACCGUUGAUGGUGUUUGCCGGAAAAGGUAGAAUUGGUGAAAUGUGCAUGCUCUUAUCUUUUGGUGCUGAUUGCAAUUUAAGGUCCAAAGACGGAACAACUGCACUAGAGAUUGCUGAAAGGGAAAACCAACCAGAAGCUGCUGAAAUAAUAAAGAAACACAUGGAUGGUUCCAGCUCGACAGAAGAGCAGAGUAUACUUAACAAAUAUCUUGAAAGAGUCCGACCCGAAAUAGUUGAUGUUGUUCUGAUAGAGCAGCUGAUAAGAAAAAUAUGUACUGAUUCAAAAGAUGGAGGCAUCCUUGUUUUUUUUUCAGGAUGGGAUGAUAUAAAUAGAGCGCGCGAGAAGUUGCUAGCAUCCUCUUUUUUUAAUAAUCCAUCAAAAUUUGUGGUCAUAUCUCUGCAUUCAAUGGUUCCAACCUUGGAGCAAAAGAAGGUUUUUAAGCGUCCACCUCCUGGCUGCCGCAAAAUUGUUCUCUCAACCAAUCUCGCUGAAACAGCUGUCACCAUUGAUGAUAUAGUGUACGUCAUAGACACUGGGCGAAUGAAGGAAAAGAGUUAUGAUCCUUAUAAUAAUGUGUCAACUCUUCAAUCAUCUUGGAUUUCAAAAGCGAGUGCGAAGCAACGAGAAGGGCGUGCUGGCCGUUGUCAACCUGGAAUUUGUUAUCAUUUGUAUUCAAAGCUUCGAGCAGCGUCAUUGCCAGAUUUUCAGACUCCAGAACUCAAGAGAAUGCCUAUUGAGGAGCUAUGUCUGCAGGUAAAGAUGCUUGAUCCAAGCUGCAAAAUAGAGGUGUUUCUUGCGAAGACAUUAGACCCACCAGUUUCUGAGUCCAUACGUAAUGCAAUUGUCGUCCUUCGUGACAUUGGUGCAUUAUCAACUGAUGAAACGCUUACUGACCUUGGAGAGAAGCUUGGUUCUCUACCUGUUCACCCAUUGAUAAGCAGGAUGCUUUUUUUUGCUAUCUUAAUGAACUGCCUUGACCCAGCUUUAACCCUAGCAUGCGCAUCUGAUUAUAAAGAUCCAUUUACACUUCCAAUGUUACCUGAAGACAAGAAGAGAGCCGCAGAUGCCAAAACUGAACUUGCUUCUUUAUAUGGGGGUUGUGGUGAUCAAUUUGCCGUACUAGCUGCAUUUGAAUGUUGGAAUAAUUCAAAGAAAAUGGGUCUAGAAGCUCGGUUUUGUUCCCAGUAUUUUGUGUCUGGAGGCGCCAUGAAGAUGUUAUCUGGCAUGCGUAAGCAGCUCCAAAAGGAACUUAUCCGAAUUGGAUUUAUUCUUUCUGAUGUUUCAAGCUACAGCAUGAAUGCGCAUGACCCUGGUGUGUUGCAUGCGGUUUUGGUAUCUGGUAUGUAUCCAAUGGUUGGGAGAUUAUGUUUUCCAAAUAAAGGUGCAAAAAGGGCUAUAAUUGAAACUGCAAGUGGUGAUAAAGUUCGCUUGCACAACCGUUCCACAAAUUUUAAGUUGUCGUUCAAGAGAAAUUUAGGCCACACUCUAGUUGUGUUUGAUGAGGUUACUCGCGGUGAUAUGGGUGUUAACAUAAAGAAUUGCAGUCUUGUAGGACCACUUCCACUCUUGCUGCUUUCAACUGAGAUUGCUGUUGCUCCAGGAGAACAGAAUGAUCAUAAAAAGGAGGCGGAGGAUGACGACGAUGAUGAAGGGAGUGGAGAUGAAGCUGGAAUUGAUGAUGGGAUGGAUUUGGAUACUAAAUCCAUUGGAAACAAUGAGGAUAAGUUCAUGUCCUCCCCCGAUGAUAUGGUUAGAAUAAUCGUGGACCGUUGGCUUUAUUUUGGUUCAACAGCAAUUGAUGUUUCUCUGUUAUACUGCCUAAGAGAGCGAUUGUCAGCGGCAAUUUUAUACAAAGUAACAUAUCCGAGCAAUCCUCUUCCUCCCAUCCUAGGGGCAUCUAUACAUGCUAUAGCUUGCAUUCUAUCUUGUGAUGGGUGUUCUGGCAUGUCAGUGGCCACUGAUGGCGUGGACAAUCUGACAACUAUGGUAAAUGCGACAAAUCUAGGGAAGCCGCAGCCACAGCCGCAGCCACAGCCGCAGCCGCAGCCGCAGCCGCAGCCGCAGCCACAGCAACAGCCACAGCCACAGCCACAACGGUAUGGUAAUAGACCAAAAGGAUCCUCUGCAGCGUUUAUAAAUCAUGGUGGACACCAGAACCUUGGACCUUCUACAGCCAGCACAUCUACUUCAAGGAACGUUUGAAAUCCAAGUGGGAUCAGUUCCGAAUCUCUCCCCCAUUUCACUUGAUAAUGGUUUAAUGGGAGUUAAGAUUAUUUUUUGUUGUGUAGUUAUUACUGUUAACCUUUUACUAGAAAAUAUGUUAGCAUGUGUCACAUUCAGUUUAUAUAGAAUGUCAAUCUUAAAUAUUAUGCUGGCAUGUGUUUAGUUGUGACAGUGAAAAAUUAGACGGUGUUUAGCUUAUAUACACAAUACGAAUCUUAAAAUUUCAGUUGCCCUUUCGGUAUGUGUUUCAA